AAACAUGCAGUACCGAUGUCAUGCAGUUUCAAUGUUAUUUGAAUUUUAUUUGGAAUUUAAUAGAUUUUAUAAAACAGAAAUAUUAACUGUUAAAUAGAGGAAAACAUCAAUUUCUGACGUUGAAUGCGUUGGCUAAGGAUAAAUUUUCAAUAUGCAUAAUGAAAAUAAAUGUGUAUACAAAUUAAGUUUGUUUCUUAACUACUAACUAUACAAGCUAGCAAAGUUUUUGCUUGAAAAGCGUUUCUUAACCUAAAAAACUAGCAGCAACCAGCAAAAAUUGAGAGCGAAAAACCUGAGAGAGCUGCUAGUUUCUACUAGUGAAAUUUCUACUUAUGGCAGUAGAAAUGAGGAAACAUUUGUUAAAACACAUGUGUAUGUAAGCAAGCAAGAUUUGACGAAUUUUCUUUGUUUUUGUUUAUUUUAAUAGUGUAUAAUUGUAACAAAAUACAAACUCUACCGAAUAAUUUUCACAUAAUAGAUUAUUAAAAAUAACAUUUUGAUAUUGUCUUGCUAAUUUCCGCUAGUUUUUGCCAGCUAUCCGUUUCUUUCCUUUUUGGUUAUUUCGCUCUUUUUGAGACUAAAGAGCCAUUCAAAAGUUCUCGAUUUGCGUGACAGUUCGUAUUGAAACAACGAAGCGCAGAAAACAAAGGGUAUGUCACAAUGAACACUUUGCUUUCAGUGUUUCUCUCUAAUAAAAAUGGCGAUUGUUGCUUGGCAAAGUGUAAAAAGGUGAGAGUUUCCCAACAUGUUCCUUGGCUUCCCUUCGAAAACGAAGUAUAAGUUCUAUGUGAAUUGGCCAUAACUUCUCAAUUCGCUAAGUGUUGUUCUUCCUGAUAGCUAGCAGCAGAGAAUGUUAAUAAAUUAUUUUAAUUUUUAUUUUAUUAACAUUCUCUAGAUUAUGCUAAAAAAUUAUUAAAUUUAAUUCAAGAACAAAUGUUAUUGGUGGAUUACCUCACAAUAAAUAUUGGAGAAUCCCGAAUUGUUUAUUUUCGUUAAAAAAAUUUUUACCAUUGUUUUAAAAGUAAAGACACAUUUUCUUCAACCUUUAGAAAUAAAGCCAUGAGUAAAAAGUAUACAUAUGUAUAUGUAUAAUAGAUUCGCCGACAAACAUCCGUUGAGGUAAAAUUGGUUUUCACUUCACACACAGUACUCAAUUGCGAUUGCUCUAAAUUUGCCCUAAUAGUUUAGUUGAGAAAUUGAAAACAUUUCACAUACAUACAUAAGAAUGCGCAUGCGCAUGGAGAGCUUCGAGUGAAACAUUAAUGUCAACCAAUCAUAAAUGUAAACAAGAGCAAUGCCAAAAAUAAUAAAAGAAGGAAGAAGUCUCUUCUUUCGAGAAAACAGGGUUUUCAUAAGUCAAUCUCCACGCCUAGGUACUUUGGAUUUUUAAAUGAUUUUUUCAUAACUCUUGUACCUGAAUACCAUUCGGAGGAUCGUGGCCGCUAUCUAUCACUAUCUAUAAAAAUUAGGUAUCACGUUUUCAACAAGUGAUCGGAUCUACAAGUUUUCUUAUAGAAAAAAAUCAAUUAGAGACUUCCUAGGAGGCUGAGCACACUGACACAAGAUGUAAAGCGCAACGUUUGGACUCCCCUGGUUGGCUGGGAUCGCAUACCAACUUCACAUUCAAACAAACAUGCUCAGAAAUAGCAUUGCUAAGAGUGUGGUCUCAAGAGUAAAUAUAAUAUCUUUGCGAAUUUCGCCCAAAAUGAUUUGUAUAUUUAGCGCGGCAUAUGCCGGUAGCCCGUCAGUUUUAUAUGAGAUAUCAUCGGAAUAGGUUGUUUCUAAAGCAAAGAAAGGGAAGAUAAAAAUAUAUAUGUAUAUAUUAUCGUUAAAUAAAUAAAUAAUAAAAAAUAAAAUCAACAAGAUAACUUAAUUUCUUUUGUGAGAACAACCACGUAAAUCUUUGCAUGAAAACGCUAUUCAGACUACCUUUGUCAUAGCCGUUCGAUUGAUAUUUUAUACAAAAUAUUUAUUAUUACAUACAUACAUGUGUUAUUUUCGGAACUUUCAAGUGUAAAGUGAAAGUAAUUGCCAGAAAAACUUCUAACACAAAAAGUCGAGUAAAAUAUUUAGAACAAAUCACGUCUUUCAAUGCCUGAGGAUUACAGAAAUAAAAACAAAAACCUGAUAAAGUAGUUAUUUUUUUUUGUGGUGGAAAAUGGAUUAGCGCGUAAAUAUUAUUGUCUAUUAUCAAAAGUCAAGAUAAACCGUUGACAAACAUAGAUAUUUCAAAAACAUUGCAGACUCUCCUAAAACCAGUGAUAAAAAGUGAACAAUAGUAAGCACGGACUUGGUUGAAGCACUUCAAUUCUGUCUCUCAACUCGUUAUAAAGUUAAACAGUCAUAAUGAGAGCGGAGGAUGUCCCGCGGGUGCGUCUCGCUGUUAUUGGAAACGCCGAUGUGGGGAAAUCAGCGUUGACAGUGCGUUAUCUGACUGGCCGAUUCAUUGGCGAAUAUCGCUCCAACACAGAUCUAUUAUAUAAUAAAACAAUCUCUUUGACUGGCGGUCUGACGGAAGUAGAAAUCGUUGAUGUGUAUGCCGGAAGCAUGGACGAUUUUCCAAUGGAACAAGUUCUUUGGGCCGACGCUUGCAUGGUCGUCUACAAUAUAACGGAACGCAGAAGUUUAAACUAUGCGACCAAAUGUUUGGGUGAAAUCAAAGCGCUACAAAAUGCACCAUCGGCGUACUUAAUAGGCAAUAAAGCCGAUUUGGAUCAUUUGCGGGAGAUACCUGAAAAAGAGGGUGCUGCUUUAGCUGCUGCAUAUUCCAUAGGUUUUUGUGAAGUUUCCGUCGCCGAGUAUACUCCUAUAUUGUCUAAGGCUUUUGAAAAAUUGAUUAUCGACUCUCGAGCGCAACCACAAAAACAAAUUCGUAAAUUUUCUGUAAGUAAAAUGCUGGGAACCCUUAUUGGAAACAGUGGUUAUGGCAGCAGUCGCAACUUGGCUAUCAAUCAGGGAACCGUGAUACCCUGCCAUAAGGGGGAGUUACACAAGACACGCGUUCUGAAGCGUCGGCAAGGAUUCAUGGCAACGUCCAGUUUAUGACCGUCUGCUGAAACAGAUUGGUAAAGAGAUCAAUAUCAAAGGGCGGGUAUGUGAGGUUUAAGCUUUGUAUAAGUUAGUAGAUAAAUGUAACAAGUGAUUUGAUACACAUAUUAAGUGUACCUACUAUAUGUGCAUACGAAAGGACAAUGAUUUCAACUUUUUUUGUUUUGAAAUGGAAUUUACUACACUAUCUUAACUUAUUGUUAUAAUAAAAAUGACUGCAAUAGUAUACUAAGAAAAAAUUAGAGUAAGUUAAAAUUAAAACAGAAAAAACUUAUAUAGAUUUUAAUUAAAAAAAUUAUGUAUUAUAAAUUUACUUAUAAAUAUAUAUAUGUAUAUAUACAUGUGGUAAAAGAAUUUAGUCCAUUAGAAGAAAAGACCUAUACAUACAUAUACACAUAUACUAAUACCUACAUAUUUAUACUAAUAUUUUGAAUAAUUCUAAGGCAGUUCGAAAUUUCAUUUGAAAACAGAAAAAUGUUGAAUUUCAAAAAUUGAAAUUAUGUAUUUUUUGUUUUCGAAAAAUGCGCCUGAAAAGAACUGUGAUAUGUAGAAAUUACAAUUAUUUUUAUUUAAAUAACAUUUUAAACAUUUGAUUUAAAAAUGUUCCGAAUAAAAUAUUUACGGUUAAGUUUUUAAGAAAGCGUGAAUCGAUUUAAAUUGUAACAAUUUGUUAACGCAAAUUGCUAUACAUUUUUAUUAAUUUAGUUUUGAUUGAUUAAACUUUUAUUCUCGAUCGUUCAGAAAUUUUCUUUUAUAAAUUCCCUUCUGUUUAUAAAAUAUAAAUGCAAAAAAACUUCUUCAAGUUCAAUUUUUUUUUUGUUUAAAAAGUAAAAUUGUUCGAAACAUUUUGAGACCGACUGUGACUUUGAUUGCUAAUUACGUUGAGUUCGAUUAGAAUUAGAAAGUCAUAUUUUGAUAAAUUUUUCUAUUAACUAUAUUAAUAAAUAAUCGUUGAUUGGACAACAUUAUUCAAUCGAAAUACAGUUGGAAAUUACGAGACAGUGCAUUGCAGUAGCUUGGCUUUGAAACUUUUCAAGCCCAUUCAGAAGUUUUACUGACUUUCACUUAAUUCACAGUAAUAAAUAUUAGAGCUUUGGUAACAAUGCAUUAUAUACUUUAUACUUACAUAAAUAUAUGAACAAAACCAAAAUUUAGGUAUAAUAGUAGAAAUUAUGCGAUUUUUUAUUUAGUCUAAGCCAAAGAUAAGAACUAUUUCCACUGUAUUAAAAAAGAAAGAAAUGUUUAAUAAAUUUCGUGAGAAAUUUUAUGUAACAAGAAAUAAAAUAAGUAUUUUCUUUAAAUCUUGUGCAAUCUAUGCAAUCUUCGGCCAAGACUGAAG
Messenger RNA from Bactrocera oleae (olive fruit fly), 4387 nucleotides. The record is from RefSeq and is a predicted model, not a curated record. Lineage: Eukaryota; Metazoa; Arthropoda; Insecta; Diptera; Tephritidae.